CGGUAGCGUUCGCGUUCGGUAGUCGAUUUGGUUUUUUCCGUCGCGGUCGUCUUCGGUCACAUUGGUUAUUUUUUUAAUUUUUCUGUCGAACCGUUUUAUUUUAAAACUAAUAUGGCGUCGUUUUACACGGUGUCACUGUUGCUGACCGCGGCGACGUGGUGCGUGUCCGCCAACGUUGUCGUGCCGGACUCGAACAACUCUUCGUCAGCUUCCAUUGCCGACGGUACGGCCGCGACCACGGGCCCCACGACCGCGGAGGCGCCGCCACCUCCAUUGUCACCGCCGACCAUAACGGUGUUCAACAGCAGCGGCGACGAGGGUACCGACGACAGCCGGGACUCGAGGUUCCUGAGCUUCUCGAUGGGCUCGUCAGACUCCGCGACGGCCGCGGCCACCAAUGCCCUGCAGGAGAAACAGGACGAGACCGGGACCGAUCCGAGCGCGCAUCUGGUCGACAUCUACACCGACUGUCUGAUGCAGCUGUCGUUUCCGUGCGUGCAACGCAAGCUGCUGUUGUUCCUCGACAAACUGGGCAGGAUGAAAGGUACGCGACGACAACGUCGUCGAACAGAUUCGAACAUUUAGUACACCCGACCCAAUAACCUUACACCUUAUUUAGCCUACCCUAACCAAUUCGCGUUGCGGGAACGCGGGCUCCCCGUCAAAUCAACGCUUUAUCCGUUCCAAACGCGCGAAAGUGCCGUCUCUUCUGGUUAGAUUUUCUUUUUCACACACACGCUCUGCAGUGACGCGUUUAAGUGUAGUUUGUAUUAAACUAACAGCUGCAGCGCCAUUGAAAAUUGCAUACACGAUUUAUCACCGUCAUUAAACACGCAUAGCUUCAAAAAUGAAAAACCAUAAUGUGCAUUAAAAAAAAAAAAAAAAAUUAAAUUAUAUACACACGACCUAACACGUACUAGACAUAUUAUUUUUAUUGUUUUUUUUUUUUUUUUAUGGUGGCGAGUAUUUUUUUGCAAAUUUUUUUUUCAGUAUCUCGUGAUAAUAAUUAUAUACCUAGCCAUGAUGUACAUUACGGUAACGUUAUAGGAAAAUUAUCGUACUCUAUCGGACACAUUAAGUUAUUAUCAGAAAAAAAAAAAAUAUAAAAAAUUACCUUUCACCAAAUUCGCUCCGUAUAAUUUGCGUAAUUGAUUCUCUGUGCGCGUUAUUAUACAUUUCAACAGUACCAUUUACAGGUAUUAAUAAUUCGGUGUAAAAUAUGAAUACUUACCGACAAUAUGAUAAUUUGAAGACCUAGGUGCAACGGUCUACAGAUAACUCCGUUUUUUUCCGUAUAAAAAUGCGCUUUUUGACGGCAUAAUUUACAAAAAAAAAAAAAAAAACUCGCCUUAUUCGAGCGGAACAAUCGAGCGAAUCCGAUAUAGCUUUUAAUGCGAAUCGGAGUUAGGUAAUUUUAGAAUUUUGGCGCAACAACCUUUUCCGAUACCGCGAAAAUAAUAACACAUUUUUUUUUUCCGCUCCGAGGUUUACGAUUGUAAUAUUUUAGAUUUUUUUGUGUUUGGUGUAGUUUGUAUAUAUUUACACGUACUCGUACCUAUAAUGGUUGUAUUAUUGAUAUCUGGUACCCGUAUUGUGUACCUAAUACGCGCGCACGUCUUCGGUCACGUGUGGCGGGAAACAGAGGGACAAAUCGAAAGGAGAUUGAAAUAAUGAUUCUCAAUAGCGUGCGUCUUGAAAAGCGGCUGAAAGAUAUUAAUAUAAUAAUGGUAAGUAACUUAUCCUACGUGCGUCAAACACUGCGUGUGUAAAAAGAACUGUUUUGUAAAUAUUUAUAGUCAUCGCGUCAAAACGAUUUCGCACGUGACGCUUUUUGUAAUCCCGCGUACAGCCGAUUUCUAUGGACACGUAAUAUGAUAUGUGUGGUCGCAUAUUGUGUUUUCGUUUCAAUUUGUUUCCGUCCGAAAUAAUAGAAAACCGGCAAAUACGUUUACGAACAGUGCAGCGCGUACGCAGUGUCGGACUGUAAACGCGUACCUACCUGCGCCUAGCGUCGAAACACCUCUGUUCACGAAUCCGACAAUGGGAUCUUGCCGAAGUGUAACGCCGGCGGCCGAAUGGCGCGCGUUUUCGACGGUUAUCCGUUGGCCGAUAGAUCCCCGGGUGAACAUUUAUCGCCGAUCACCGUAAUAUUAUAGGCGGUCGACGUUAUUUUUUUUCCCCCGUAAAAACGCCGACGGUAGAACCGUUGAUCGUCAUGCCGAGGAUAAUACAGCGGAAUAAGUGCGGAUAGCGGGUAUUUAGCCGGUCGGCGACCGGGCGUCUGUUCGGGUGUACAAACUCAAUAAUAUUCCGAGAGAAUCGUGCAAGGAAAUUAAAAACAUAGGCGACCCGAGAGAACGUUGACGCGUCAGUUUUCGCGGGCACGAAUCGAUUACACGACAUUAGAAAAAAAUAAAAACAAAUAACAAAACAAUGAUCGGUUUGAGAACGACGGUUCACAGAAUCGAUCGCCCGCGCGGGUUCCCGUGGAAAAUGUCGGGAAAUGUUAAGUCUGUAAGUGUGCCUGCGUAUACGGUGAAAUCGACCUUGCGCAGGUUUUCGUUUUCGGUUAGUGCGCUAAAUUUCGCAUAUAAAUUUAUAUUUUUAUCAUAAUUCCGUUUUAAUGUUAUAAUACUAACCUAUCCAUUUAUUUCGUUUUAGAUUUUAAGCGCAGCGAGGAAUUCACGAUUGGUUUUACUAUGACGUGCUUUUUCUCUGUUUAAGCCAGAAACUUCGCUUCGGUCGUCGACUGUAACCGGUGUUUAUUUUAGAACUUCGUCUCCGGGGAGCAUCGUGAAUUUUCAAGGAGGUAUGCCAAAAGCAGAGGGUGACCUAGAGAUUUUUAAACCCGGGGAAAAAUUUAGAAAAAUACGCUCUUUUUUUUUGUGGUUCGUUGAAAUACGGUUAUUUUUGUAACACGAUAUUUUUUUUAUUUUAUUGUCAACAAGAUGAUUCAUAAUCAGCCCAUAGCUCAUAUCACAUGUAGUUUACAUAUUAAGUUAAAUCAUACAUUAUCAGGGGGUUGCAUAGAUUUUUCUGUGAGAGGGUGAUACCCCCUCGGUCACCUCCCUGAAAUAAACACUGAAUGUAACAUCUUAUCAAAAUGAAAUGUUGUCUAGUCGGUGCAUUACUUAUAAUAUUAUAUUAAACCUUUCUGGACGAGGUGAAAUGUUUAAUACUUUCUGGUAAUUUUCGGGCUCAUUAAUGAUUAUUUCAGCACGUCGAUGUUCAUCAUAAAUGUUACAAGUGGUUUAAAAAAAAAAAAAAAAACCCCGAUUGUAAUGUAAUCAUUUUUUUUAAGCGUUUAAACUUUUAAAGUUCGAAUUUUUAUGAAAAUCGUGUCAUUUCAAAACGUUAUGUUUAACUAGAAAUUUAUUCAGAAUCGUUUUUCGACCCUCCCGGCAUAGUAAUUCAAUUUCAAAUGCUCAAACACGCGUCACGCGCGUUCCCCUGCGCGGCUGUAGGGGUUCCCCUCGCGGUUGUUCGCUACGUUACGCACGGGCGGUGUGUCCCGCGACGGUUUCCAUACCGCACCGCACGAUAAAACAGUACGAUAUUAUCGUAUCGUAAUAUUAUUGUAACGAUAACGUUCGAUAUCGCAUCACGCCUUCGCCUGAUUCCGUCUGUCGUCUCUGGCCGGCCAAAACGCAGCGCGGCGCGUCACAAUGCGUUCCCGCAAAAACGACGAUAAUGUCCGCGCCCGGCCGUGCACCGCAACGCCCGCCGUGCCGGACAUCGCCGUCGCUCGCAGACCGAUCCGCACGCACACCUGCCCGGUAAUAUCACGGCGAACCGUACGCGGGUAAUGUACGCGUACGUGUGUCGCGGCGAUAAAUAAUAUCGUACGGAAUGUCCGCUGUUCGCAUAAUACGCGCGCACUCGUAUCUCGCGUGACGCGUUACGGAUCGGAUUUUUCUUUCGGUGACGAAUAACAAUUCUAAUCCAAUCGGUUUUCCGUGCGUACGUCGAGGAGGAAAAAAAAAAUUAUUAUAUUCCGCGCAGUACCGUAUUUACAAUGCGAUAAAAAUAUACAAGAGUGUAUUCUAUGAUAUUGUAUUUAUAUGCAUACGACACAAUGACGUAUUGUGUUCCGUGCGAUAUUUUCCAGGCUAUACCAAGGUAAUGAGAUUCUUAUAUUAUUAUGAUAUUUUGUAUUUAUAGUUCUCACUGCUGACAGUAAGCGAAAAAAAAACAACAACCCAAAUCGAAACGUCAUCAUCGUGUUCGUACUGUGCAGCGGAAGAAAAAAGAAAAAACGCUGUAGUGGAAUGUAGUGGCCUAUCGAAAAUUCUAAACAGAUUUUAUGAUAUGAAAAUGUACUAUAAAUUAACAGAAAAAAAAAAAAAUACCCGUUGAAUUUGAGUUGAUUGAUAACAGACGUGUACGAGAUUUCGAGUGGUGCAGGUAUAAUAAUAGAGAUCAUCCAAAAUAAUAAUAACAAUAAUAAUAAUAAUAAAAAUCGAAUAAUACGUUUUAUCGUUCAAUUUCUCAUAAAAAAAAAAAACGAAUUAUAGAUAUUAAUAGAGCGCAAUAGAGACGAAUGGUGACAAAAUUAAAGGAAACCGAAAUACUAUAUUCUCUAGUAGUUUUUGGUUCGCUGAGAACUUGACACACGGUAUUAUCAAAUCUCGUCGGUGUAUUACUCGUUGUAUUAUUAUUGUUAAUCGGAUUUCUGCGUUAGGUCGGACCGUUAAAUGAUCGAACGUGACGACGAACAAAAGAAAAAUAACCGUUCAAAGGAAAAACACUGUCAUUUGCAGCAAUAAGUGUUACAAGCGUUUUAGGAAAAAAAAAAAUCGUUUUACACAUCGUAUAAUUACGAAAAUUUGGUAAGAGUGAUAAAAAAAAAAAAAAAUAGCUAAUACUGCUGAUUUGUGUGCCACUGUUUUAGAAAAGAAGUUAGAAAAUUAUGAUUGGAUAUAGGGGGAAAUUCAAUUUAAAUCUGUACGCAACGAUAAAACAUUGCUAACGAAAAACGAUUCGGAGCGAAAUGUCUUUUAUAAAUUUAUAGGCUGCCCCACGAAGGUAUACCUCUUGAAUAUCCCCGAAGAUAACAAAGAUAAUCAAAUUACAUUUUAAUUAUUUUUUCUACAUUACUCGCAUUAAUGACGACUAGAAAUAUGUAUAUUUGAAUUGAUUCAUUUUUUUUUUAUUUAUUAUUUUCGGAAAAUUUUAAGAUAGCCAUUCUGUAAGGUUUAUUUUUCUGAAAAUUUUAUCUAGAAAAUCCCGAAUCGAAUUCCCGAUCGGAGCAAAACGUCUGGUGUAAAAAAUUGUUAUUGGACAUAAGGUACACGAGUGAAAAGCCCGUGCACAAUAAAAACUAACAAAUUCCUCGCUUCGUAUAGAAUCGUAUCAGUCAGUAUAUAAAAUGUCGAUGACGUUAUAAAACCGGAACGCGGUAAUAUUAUAUUGUUACCGAACAACGAUAUGGAUAUCGGUACACGUUUGUUUUUCGCGUCCGUACCGAUCCGAUCGGCGAAAAACAUGAAAGGACGCGAAAUACGAGAGACAAUUAUUACGCAUUAAGUCGUCGUCGUCGUCGUCGCUUCGAAGACCCGCGGCAGUGUGGCGACGAGGUAUUUAUUAUUUAUUUUUCCGUCCGUUUUCACCUCCGGCAAUUGCCGCCGAAAAAAUCUUCCGCGACGGUCUGCGUCGGCACUCCGAUCGGCGAAAUUGUACACGGUGCACUACGCGAUUGUCGUAGCGAUUUUGUUUACUUUUGUUUUCGCGUUUAAAAUUAUUAUUCUAGGAGUUUUUUUUUAUUUUUUUUUUUUUUCCUCGCAGUUUAUAUUGUUAACAAUAAUAACAAUUUAAGUAUACGCGUAUACGUGUAUUGUAUAUUGUAUAUUGUAUAUAUAUAUAUAUACAAUAUACCGGGCGUGCGAAAAGGGGCCGCGGCGGCGCGGCCUCUCCUCCGCCUCCACCGCCGUCAUUCGCGACGGUUUCUUCGGCGACGGCGACGGCGUCUCGCUGCGAUUUUAAUUGGCGACAGCCGCAGCGCCGACUCGAAAAACUCGGUAACCCAAAUCGUCGGCGUCCGAAAAUAUCGUCAACCUACGAUUAUAAUAAUAAUAAUAAUAGUAAUAAUAUUAAUAACGAGCUUAACACUAUAUAAUUUCGAUUCAUAUUUUCGCGUCUUUUUUUUUCACGCCGCGGACACGCUGCUGCAGUUGUACCCGCACGCCUACGAACGCGACGACGACGGCCGUUUAUUGUUUUACCGUACCUACAUAAUUAUCGUCGUACGUUUUACGCCUUUUAAUGCGGUCACGGGGAAGACACCAUUGUGUUUUUCACGUCCCAUUCAUAUUACCGUCGGUGUCUUACAACGUGAACAUUAUAAUGUUCACGUUGUAUAGGAGGUGCCUAUAAUAGACACUCGCGUAUGCACAAAAACACUUCGUAAUGGUACGAUUUCUAUGCGAUACACCGAGCGUUUUUUCUUUCAGCUUUUCCCUCCCCCCCCUUUCCUCCGGCGUGCAAGUUUGGUCUUUUUUUUUUUUUUUUUUUUCGUCCAGUCACGCUGCCGCCACCAGAUCGCUUUUUAAAAUAGCCGCGCGUACGCGUUUUACUUUCUUCUUUCGUGUGGAAAUCACGCGCGGACGUCCCCUCGCCACCAAAACGUUCUUCCGAAAUUCCCGUAUAACAUAGCCGUAAUUUGUUUUGGCGACCGUCCAGAGAUUGAAAUGCGGUUUGCCGGUUUCCGCACAGCGUUUAAAUUACGAUCUUGUUGUUGUGGAUUUUUCGUCGUUGUCGCAACGAAUAUAAGAACUAAGAAAAAUGUCGUGUAUACACAGGGCCGACAGUGGAAAUAAUAAAACCGCACCAUCCGAACGAUUCGACUUUUAGCAUAAUAUUAUUAUAGUAAUAUACAAUUUUACUAAAUAGGCGUGUCAAAUCGGUACACCGGCAGCGGUCCGGGGCAAGGUUAAAUGCCGGUGAUUUUUUUUUUCUUUUAAGAGGCCACCGCCCUUUUGUGUUACUUAUAUUAGAUUUCUUCCGCCAUGAGUAUAAAGAUGAUCUCCGCUGCAGUAAUAAUGACGAAUUAUAUUUAGGAUUACUAUAGGUUCGGGUUGCUGCUUCGCGGCAUUUUGAAUCUAGAUCAAUAUUUUAAAAGAAAAUUACGGCAAUUAAGCGAUUCGUGUCAUUAUCAAAUCAACGCGGUGUGGUCUUCAAAAAUGGCGUAUUGAAAUCGGUCACAGCGCGGUGACAUAACUAUGCAACAUUCUGUCAAUUACCCGCCGUUGUUAGAGGAGGGAACAGAUCAGAGUGGUCGUAAAGACGAUAUUUCGGCAAACUACAAAAAUUAAAUAAUAAUAAUAAUAAUACAACAAUAAGAUUUUUUCUCUCCUAUAUUCUUAGGUUAUGUUGUUGUAUAUCUAAUCUAUUACUGAGUAAUAACUUUCUUAGGUAACCGGCCCCAAAGACAAUCCAGUAGUACAAUCUCGCAUCCAGCAAUCCGAUGAAUGUGCCAUUAAGUUUGAACCUCAUACUACAUUUUUCACAUCUUUCUCCCCGGUAUUGUUCUUUUCUGGUUCCUUUCCAAAACUGUGCGUAUGAACGGAUGUUGAUUUUGGGAAACGCUUCAAACCCGCUGUAUAGUCUUUCGUUCCUUACGACAAUAACUAUUUCGUUUCUGAAAUUAUUUUAAAUGUCAUCACUUUUUAAUUUUCAUCUUUCACCGGCUCGAAAAUCUUUCGUAUGAUUUUUCUUUCCGAAACUAAAAGUCUUUUCCCACAAUGAGUGAUUAUACCUAUUAUACUUGUCAUAUACGCUUUGUCAUCAGCAGGAUCGGUUUCCAGAGGAAUUUUUUUAAUGUCUAAUUGAUUAUUUUAUUUAUGUUCCAGGAUUCAGCGUUUUGGGCGAUCUGCUGUCGGUGGUCAGGAUCAAGAGGGACAUGCGCCCGCCUCUAAACGAGACGGACCUAAUGGCCCGACUAAACACGGUGGACGAACAGAGCGCUCUGUCCGCGCUCAUGGAACACACGCUCGACCGUUUCAUCGGUUCGCACAUACUCCGGAUCACGUUGCCACCCGGUAUCACGGCCGCACUCAAGGGCAAAGCCCGUUCCAUAUCCGGCAACACGUUGGACAUAAAUCUGUCACGGUCCAUAGAAGAAGGUAUAUAAAUCACGAUGCUACUCGACUGUCCGUAUGUAGAAAGAUUCUGUAGGGGGUGGGAAGUAGGGCCGUUCCAUAAAGAGAGCGAUAAAUCCUUUCGUAAAUCACAAUUUAUUCGUUUUUAAAGUCCUUACGCACGCGCCGCCGGCUCAACGGUUGGCUGGUCUUCAGAUUAUCGAUCCGCCGAAUAUUAUAACAUAAUAAUAUUCAAUUUGUAUACAAAUUUGUGCAACGUUUUUACUAUAGUGAUUCGAUUUUACUGAAAAACGGUCAGAUACCCAAUUACGACAGGGUAAAAUACAAACAUGUGCAAUAUUAUAAUAAGAAAAUACAAAUUACACUUAUAAUUUUGGAGGCACCGAAUCCUAGGCUUGGUAAACCACCGAGACGACCUCCGAUAUGAUCACAAAUCCAAAAAAAUUAGGGAACGUGGUCCAACCGGUGGUCCACGAACUACCAGUAGUCCAUAGUCAUUUCAUUAGUGGUCCACGGUGCCAACGAUUUUUUUUUUUCGGAAUUUUUUACUCCAAAAAUUUGAAAUAAACAACUCAAUGCAGCGAAAGAUUACACACUGAGCAAUAUCUUAUAUUUAACUCAGAGGCAUUACGUUACUUCUGGUAUUUUAUACAACACAUUUGUGUGAGCAUGAAUUUUUGAGUCUGCUCACAAUACAAAAAAAUCAAAGGAUUCGGAAGGACACAAAUAAAAAUAUGCAUUGUACGAAAAACAGUAUCCAUCCCAAAUUGUAAACCUUUUUAAAAAAGCCAAUCUAAUCACAUAUUGAAAAACGCCUGUAAAUCUUUGAAAAAAGUGAUCUUUGAUUAUGAACAACAAAAAAAAAAAAACAACAAAGUGGUCCGUGAUUUUUAAAAAGUUCCUCUAAGUGGUCUGUACAAUCAAAAAUGUUGGUAAACACGUAUUACAGAGUGUUCUAAAAUUUCGGAAGAGUGAUGAUAAUUUUUGAUUUUUAAAUACCACUGUGACCGUACAUUAUAAUAAACUGUACCUACCUAUUGAACAUUUUUUAGAUGAACAGUGAAUUUUUUUAUUUCUAUUUGUUUACGUAUUUUUUUUUCCUAACAUUUUUAUUAUUAUAUAGCAAUUACGGCGCGCGCGAUAUCUGACCUGGAUGCGACUUUUACAGGCCACCGAUCACAUAAAUUACCAUUAAAAUAAUAAUAAUAAUAAUAUGCAACUAUAAUAGUACGGUACGCACCUAUAGGCCGUAUACCUACAGAGUGGAUCGAUUACCGCGUUUAAAACCGUAGUUUAGUGUCCCGUACAAAACUCCAUAUACGCGCCAUUAUUUCGUCAAAACCCUGACGAAUCGACUCGUUAAAUUUACUAUAAAACGUCGAUUAUUUCAUUAUUACAAUCGACUCACCGGCCCGGUGACGGCAUAAUUAUUAUUAUCUUUAUGCUUUCCUCGGGAAAUCUGCAAAAAAAUUAACACCGUUCAUAAUCCGAAACGUUGACCGUCGUCGUCGCGGACCCCGGUAAAAUCUCGUGAUAUUAUAAUAGUUGUACAUAGGUCCAAUGUUGAAUUUUCACUUUUGUACUGUAAUAAUAUAUAUAUAUCGUAGUAAUCGGCCGCGGAAAUCGGAUUCGGAAUAUUAUUUUAAUAUUCGAAAAUCCAUAGUGCAAAACACGACGACAGACUAACACUUUUAUUUUUCCAUCGUUAUAAAUUGGAAUAUUUUUCGGAAAAUCGUCGACAAAACAAAACGUAUAGAUUAUUAUAAUAUUAUUAUUAUCGGCGUGAACUAUGUGUGAAUAAUUAUGUUACUUUCAAAACGAACACGCGGUAAACGGAAUACCGUAUUGAAUGUGUAUAUGCGUGUGUAAUGAGACGAUUUCGUUUUUCAUAUUAAACUCGACAGAAUUUCGUACGCCGUUUUCAUAAAAAAUGAAUUCGGCAAUUCAAACUCUCUCCCUCGAAUACACUUGUCGCGUAUAGUAGAUGAUGAUGAAUUGAAAAUAAAAUGUUAUGAUUUUUGAAGUUUAACAUAAAUAUACCUCAUCGGCGCAAUCAAAUCCUUAAUAUCAUUUGUUAUUAUUUUGUGUAUUUAACAAAUCAGGACGAGGAAAAGGUAAAAAGUACAAGAAAAUGAUGCAAAUGAUGAUGAUGGGACUGAUGGGCAAGAUGGCACUUAUGGGCCCGCUAAUGAUGUUGAUGAUCAAAGUGAAGGCCAUCAAAGCACUGUUGUUGAGCAAAUUAGCCCUGUUGAUGAGUCUCGCUCAGUUGAUGAGAGGCAAAAAGGGCGGCGGAGGUGGAGGACACGGUAAGCCACGCAUUAUUAUUAUUAUUGCUUUGAAAACCUCGACGCGGCCAGUGAAAUCUACAGAAAUCGACAGGUCGAACUCGCAGUGCAUCGAAUACUAACACCGAUUGUUAUUACUUAGGCAAAGAAGUGAUUAUCGUCCACGACAGCCAUGGAGGAGGCGGUAGCGCCGACUACGCAGCGGCGGCGCCAGCCGGAUGGAUCUCCGGUCACACGGCAACCGGUUGGUCGACAGGCGGCGGGGCAGAUAGCUACUCAGCGGGAUCGCACAUAGGCGGCGGUGAUACGUCGUACGCCGGAGCCCAAGACACUUAUGCCUCAGGUAAAAAAAAAAUGAAAAACAAAAAGAGAAUUUGUUUUGGAACCAUAGUAAUUAUUUACUUAUAAAUGUACAACCAAUAACACCACCGGGAACAUUUGGGGGGGGCAGGUUUUUCUUUGAUACUCCCUGGAAAUAUGCCACUUAGUCAAUCCUGGCCCACUCGAUACUGUAGCCAUACAACCGUGGUAGUUGCCAUCACGAUACAUUUUAUCACAAGACUCGUUUUUACGAAAUUCGUAAAAUUGUAUAGAACCCGUAAGUUCCCAAAGUCAUCUGUCGUGACACCGGUGGCAACGGUGUUGGUAAUUUUCCAAGUCGGAAAUCUUUAAUGAAAUUAUCACUCACACUAUGACAAAAAGUUAGUUCAGAUUUAGUUGAUGAAUUUGUUUACUGUUUAUUUUAUAUACACAUAUGAUAACAUCUGUGGAAGAUCCGCCACAAACGCCGAAAACGAUCUUCCAUUAUUGUUUUUCGGUGUAACACUUGAUGCCAUCGCAUAACAAUUCGAAACGUACGAUAUGUGUCCACACUGUGAUGUUUGUCAUCGCUCUCAAUAUAGUCGCUCUAUCAACAGUCUGUCACGUAUGCACGAUAGCGCAUAAGUAAAAAAAUAACGUGUAUACCAAUUCCGUCCCUAAAAAAAAAAAAAAAAAAAAAAGAAGGUUAACUAACAAAUUAAAAUAUUACUAUAGGUAUGUCAGUACAAUAAAAGAACCGUAAAUCCAGACACGCAGACGCACAAAUAAUAACUGAAAAGUUUAAUAGUUAAAUUGUAUUAUUUGUAUUUCUAAAUAAUACAGUAUUAUUAAAUUCGAUUAUCUGGUGCGAUAACCGAAAGCAAUACUGUUCGGUAUUUCUAAAUAAUAUAAAAUUGUUAUCGCAGUCGUACGUUUCAUACUGUACUAAUAUAGUGUGGAACACGCGAAAAGGGACGGAACUCGUAUAACCAAUGUACAAAUUACACGGAACGGAAUCGGUAUAUCCAUUUGGAAAAAAAAAAAAAAAAAACCCCCGGGGGACGGGACUAUAGUAUAUUCUCGAAUUCAAAUUCUACGUUCGGGACUCGGAUACAGUGGCCUAGCCAAUGGGGAUGCCUUUUUUUUUUUAUUUCCCUCUUGUCGCGCGCGCCGUCCGGCCGGCCAGCAGCGAAUCCGGUGUGCGCGUGCAUUAAAACAAUAUUUAUGAUUAUGAAAGAGUAAAUAAAAAAAACGCUAUUUGUCGGUGUGAACAGGUGCCGGAGCGCCAAGCGGUUGGGCCGCCGUCAACGGCCACGGCGCCAGCGGUUGGGCGAGAAAGUCGAUGGUGCACGAACCGCACUGGGUGGCCUACAGGGCGUACAUUCCCACGCCGGAGGACCAGGACCGCGGCACCGAAAAGUGAUUCGACGGUCCUACCGAGUCGUCGGAGCGCCGCGUGAUCGCGGCGGAGACGCACGCAUCACGCGCAGCAACAAUAACAAUAAUGUAUACGUGAAAAAACUAAAAAAAAAAAAACAAAAAAAAAAUUAAAUUAAAUUAAAUUAAAUUAUUACUAUCCGCUAUAUUAUGUACGAUAUCAAUUGUCAAUUAUACGCUUAACACGCGAAUCGUUUCUCUGUUGAGCGGUCGCGUCCCCCGCGGACGCGCCCGGAAACGUGCGUAACGACGGCGUGUUCAAUGCGCGCGCGGGGCCGGGGUCGAAACGGACGCCCGUCGCUCGUCGGGAAAAGGUCCGGCGGGGAAAACGAUACCGCGUGAAAAAAGUCCGAUUUAAUUUGUCCCGUCGUUGUCACCGUCACAUCACACAAGCCCCCGUCCGAGCGCUGAGAUGUUUUUUUUUUAUCGAGAACACGCGGGUGUCGGGCGACCGGAAAUAACCUCGCCCGGGCGGCCGUCCGUGAGCAUUGGCCAAGCGAAAACUCCCCCGGAGUCAUCUGCCCGCGGGGCGCGAAUCCGUUCGCGUCCGUUGUGAGUUCCGCGUCGCACUUUUUCCACCGUUAUUAUCGCAGCGUGAUUUCCGUCCGCGAUUUUUUUUUUCCCGCGUACUCACGACCACGCACUAUCGAUUUUCCGUGUCGCGACGGUUCGGACUGUUCUCCUCCCUCCCCCCCCCAAAAAAAAAACAAACAUUUAAAUCGGACUUUCUUUACGCGAGGGUACAUUCUUUCCGACGGACUUUUCCUCCCAGUUUUUUUCGCGGUCGUUCGCACGGCUUGCACACCGGUCGUAAUACUAUUAUUAUAUCAUUUGUUAAGCGUACAGCGUACGCGUGACUAUUGGAUAUUACGCGACGGAAAAAAUGCGUGCGUUUUCGCCGUAAGGAAAUACAUUUUAUGCGUCAUAAUAAUACGCAAUAUAUUUAUAACCGUCACGUUAAUUUAUUUGUACAUAUUUUAUUUAUAUUUUUUCAUGUGUUUUCAUCGUAGUUUUAUGCGUUAAACGUAUUAUUUUAUUAUAUAUUUUAUGCAUGUAUUGUCAAAUAAUCGUAUAAUAUUAUAUGUGUCUUGAAAACUAAUAGGUGUUUAAGAGUUCGCAUUUUUUCCAAUGGAUUCUUUUGUAAAAAAACACGUUAUAUUUAUUGCGGCGGCGGUUCUUGUAUACAAUUGGUCCGUCAUCAAUCCGUCCACCAUCCGCGUUUUCCUAGUUCCUGGACCCAAUUACGCAUAUAGAAACUCCGGGUUUUCGCAGACGAUCCGC
This is a messenger RNA of Cinara cedri, 13399 nucleotides long. NCBI's taxonomy places the organism in Eukaryota, Metazoa, Arthropoda, Insecta, Hemiptera, Aphididae. The record is from the annotation of a GenBank genome assembly.